AUCUGGGGUCCAAAGACGUCCAAAACAGUCGUGUCACGUCAACUAGGCGGUGAAGCUGGUGCUCCCCUGGUCGUGGCCCCAAUUGAGCCCUCUGUAACUGUGUCAUUCACAUGCGAAGGAAAUGAGGGCGCAGUUCUGACAACUGAAAGCCCAGUUCUGAGGCACCGGAUUGGUGAUGAAUCGGCGGCGAUGCAGUGGGUAACAGACAACGAGCCCGAGAUCCUGAGACAAUACAAGCCCAUUGUCGAAAGACAUGGUAUCUGGGUAGUGACCAAGACCUACACGUCACGCCGAUGUGGCGUUGCUGUCAUGUCAUCCAAGUCGUCGAAAGUUGAGAUUAGCAUUGGUGUUAGCGCUCCGGGUCUGUUUUCUCUGGAACCAACGAGUUCUUGGAAGUCUAGCAACGAGCACCUUGCUCAUGAGAUCCACGAUGAUGAUAAAGGGGUAGUGGUGUUCAUCAGCGGGAUUUACUUUGCCAAGAAACUGUUCUCAUCCAAACUGAAGCACCUGCCUGAUCAAGAGGGCCAACAGAAUAAAAUCUUUCGUGGAGGAUAUGAAGAGUCAGAUGGAGGCAACGAAAGUGAA
Ilyonectria robusta is the source of this 585-nucleotide messenger RNA. RefSeq lists its product as uncharacterized. The record is from RefSeq and is a predicted model, not a curated record. The transcript has 2 exons. NCBI's taxonomy places the organism in Eukaryota, Fungi, Ascomycota, Sordariomycetes, Hypocreales, Nectriaceae. The annotation marks the transcript as partial.